UAAUCAGGAAAUACAUUUUGUUUGAAGAAUUCAAAGAUGCACACUUGACAAUGGGAAAUGGCCUCCUCCUGACAAAUGUUUGUGCUGCUAUCCAGAGGAAAUGAAAACACCUCUGGAACGUGCUUUCGGCUUUAGGUUCAUGUUCGUAUAUCCUGUCAUCUGGAGGAAUGUGCCGUGCUAUCAAGACCAACCAGGACCUUCUCCUUGAAACGCCUUGGAUCAACAUCUUCUACGAUGACUUCUGGGGGACACUUCUCACCCACAGUGGUAGCCACAAGUCCUACCGCCCGCUCUGCACGCUCUCUUUUCGACUCAACUACGCCCUAGGUGGCAUAGAUCCCUGGGGUUACCACCUGGUCAAUGUGGUUCUACACUGCACCACGACCGCCCUGUUCUCUAGCCUCUCAAGCCUGCUGCUGGGGUCGGGUUGCUGGAGCCUGCUGGCUGGGCUUCUCUUUGCCGCUCACCCCAUCCACACCGAGGCUGUGUCGGGCAUCGUGGGCCGGGCCGACGUGGGAGCCGCCCUCUUCUUCCUCCUGGCCUUGCGCUGCUACAUACACCACUGCUCCCUGAGGACGAGCGGUGCCCAUGGAUGGAGCUGGACGUGGUUCUUGGGCACCUUGGCGUGUGCUUCCUGUAGCAUGCUGUGGAAGGAACAAGGCGUGACGGUGCUGGCCGUGGCUGGCAUGUACGACGUGUUUGUCUUCAACAGGUUGAAGCUGCAGCAGGUUCCCGCGCUCUUCCAGAAGAAGAAGAACCUGCACUUGCUGUUGAGCGUUUUUCUGCUGGGCUUCUGGGGUGUUAUCCUUUUGGCUUGCCGUCUUUACUGGAUGGGAAACAAACCUCCGAACUUCUCCAACUCGGACAACCCUGCAGCAGACUGUCCUUGUUUCCUAACUAGGACGCUAACAUUCUUUUUUCUCCCUGCAAUGAACGUUUGGCUCCUCCUGUGCCCUGACAUGCUAAGUUUUGAUUGGUCAAUGGAUGCGCUGCCUCUUGUACGGAGCCUUGCAGAUUGGCGAAACCUUCACACCGUGGCCUUCUACACCUCGCUUUUAGCGCUGGCAUGGUUCGGGCUUUGCCAUUACCCAACCAAAAGCAAGGAGACCAAUGGGAAAGCACAUCAUGUAGCAAACGGGAAGUCCACAAACGGACACAGUUGUAGCUCUGAUUAUGAACACUCAACUUUUUACUCAAACUCAGUGCAGAUGAAUGGAACAAAUGGUACUGCAAAACACUAUUCAUCAUCUUUGCCCACCACAGAGAGUUUGGUGGUCUUCUCAUUGGGUCUGCUGGCCAUUCCCUUCAUCCCUGCCACCAACCUAUUCUUCUACGUAGGCUUCGUGGUGGCGGAGCGAGUACUGUACAUCCCUAGUAUGGGCUUCUGCCUGUUGGUAGCAGUGGGGAUGAGAGCUUUAUAUGUCAGAUUGAGGAGGAAGUCCUCCAGAACUUUGGUACUAGGCUGCUCAGCAGCCCUGGUCCUUCUUUUUGGGAUUAAGACCGUGUUGAGGAACCAUGACUGGCAGAAUGAGGAGAUGCUAUACAAGUCAGGGAUAUCUGUGAACCCUGCUAAAGCUUGGGGUAACUUGGGAAACGUUCUCAAGAACCAGGGAGAGGUGGUGGAGGCCGAGCGAGCCUACAGGAACGCUCUGUACUACCGGAGGAACAUGGCUGACAUGUUGUAUAACCUGGGUCUGUUGCUCCAGGAAAACAACAGAUUCUCAGAGGCCCUCCACUACUAUAAGCUGGCCAUUGGGAGCAGGCCAACGCUGGCUUCCGCCUACUUGAACACAGGGAUUGUCCUGAUGAACCAGGGCCGUCUAGAAGAGGCCAAGCGCACUUUUGUCACUUGUGCCGAUAUCCCAGAUGAAAACCUGAAGGAUCCUCAUGCACAUAAGAGCUCAGUCACCAGCUGCCUGUAUAACCUGGGAAAGCUUCUUCAUGAGCAGGGCCACCAGGAGGAGGCCAUAUCUGUAUAUAAAGAAGCGAUACAGAAGAUGCCCAGGCAGUUUGCCCCACAGAGCCUUUAUAAUAUGAUGGGAGAGGCCUACAUGAGGCUGAACAAACUGACAGAGGCAGAACACUGGUAUAAGGAAUCCCUUCGAGCCAAACCAGACCAUAUACCUGCACACCUCACUUACGGCAAGCUCCUGGCAAUGACGGGUCAGAAAACGGAAGCGGAGAAGUUCUUUCUCAAGGCGAUCGAGCUCGAUCCCACUAAAGGGAACUGCUAUAUGCAUUAUGGUCAGUUUUUGCUGGAGGAGUCGCGGCUUUUGAAGGCCGCUGAAAUGGCAGAGAAAGCCGCCCAGUUGGACAGUGAAGAAUUUGAUGUGGUUUUCAGUGCAGCUCACAUGCUCAGCUUGUGGUCCAACUCAUUUGAAGAUCAGGUUCCUAGUGUGUUUGUCUUGGAAGGACUUGCAGAAGGGUCUCGGGUGGGGGGUGAAUUUGAGUGGGGUGGGGAAGUGCGAGGCCGCUUCAGAUGUGCGGCUCUCAGGGGCCCGUCUGCACCGACACCGAUGUUUGCUUCCUUACUAUCAGUUUCCUUGCCCUCUUCAAACAAGCAGUGGUUAUUCGAAACCCCGGCCAAACCGUGUCACUGCCACACGAAAUUUGGUGUUUCUCUUCCACAGUAUCCCGCAGCCCUCAUGAACCUCGGAGCCAUUCUCCAUCUCAACGGCAAACUCCAAGAAGCGGAGGCCAAUUAUCUGCGAGCCUUGCAGCUGAAGCCGGACGACACCAUCACUCAGUCCAACUUGCGGAAGCUGUGGAACAUCAUGGAAAAACAGGGCUUGAGGACCAUGGCUCCUUGACUUGGACAUAUUUGAUGGAGCACCUUCACUGAGGUUGUAAAGGAGAUGUUCUCUCGGAGCUCUCACUAAUGAGGUAAUCAGCAUCCUAGGGCUUCAAUCCUGGGUUACCUCAUGGGACAUUUGAACAUAUGAGAGCAACUACGUCUGGUAAAACCAACAAUCUAGAACUGUGGAGCUCCCCAGACAUGUCGGGAGUUGUUAACUUGAAGUGGCCCAUAGAUACAUACUUGAAGUCUCAUGAUCAAUUAGAUUUUAAUUAGUUAGUCAAUGCUUAAUAGUCUUGAAGGGCAAUAUUUGCCCUGAGGCUGUAUGAAAUUGAGAAGGAAUGAGAGUGCUACAACCCCCAUGAGGCUAUACUCUGCAUGUACAGUACAUUUCUUCAUUCAUAUGAUUGGAAUCAUUAAUAUUUAAUGAGCACGUCAUGGCUGAUGGAAAUGCGGAAAAAAUAAUAUCAUCAAAACAUCAUCAAAAUAAUGAGAUAAAUAGACCAAACAUGUCAUAAACGUUUCUCACUGUAAAAAAAACAAGCAUUCGUUGUGUCAAAAUGAUCGAUUUGUGAGGUUGUAGACUUAAUGACACUGUACAUAGUAGCACGGAUGAUAUGUGAAGUUUGCGGAAUUUUUUGCGAAUGCAUUUGCACGUUCCAUCAACGUUCCAUCGAUCCAGACACGCCUGCCCACGACACUAGAUAACUUCUGGGUUCAAGAAAUUGGAUCCAUUUGAUUAAUCUGGCCAAAAAUGACAGGAAAACAGGAAAGGGACAUUCGAUAAGCUAUAUAGCCUGAAGGAAAUGUUAGAAAUUUAGCUCGCAAGCUCUCUUUGCCUUACUUUGCGAAAAAAUCUGUUCUGUAACAGAAGGAUCCAGUGGGUUUUAUUUACUUGUUGCAUUACUAAUAUAAGAUGGGGAUGGAAAAUGUUCACUUGUUAUAAAAUCACAUUCAGCAGUGUGUUAAUUCACAAUUACACUACCGUUCAAAAGUUUGGGAUCAGUAAGAUUUU
Messenger RNA from Sinocyclocheilus grahami, 3809 nucleotides. Its product is annotated as transmembrane and TPR repeat-containing protein 2-like. The record is from RefSeq and is a predicted model, not a curated record. The transcript is spliced from 12 exons. Gene Ontology annotation, molecular function: protein binding; mannosyltransferase activity. NCBI's taxonomy places the organism in Eukaryota, Metazoa, Chordata, Actinopteri, Cypriniformes, Cyprinidae. Gene Ontology annotation, cellular component: endoplasmic reticulum membrane. Gene Ontology annotation, biological process: protein O-linked glycosylation via mannose. The coding region runs from base 168 to 2810 and encodes 880 amino acids.